AUGCCACUUCUCGAGCCACGUUCAGGACCGUCGUACGGCACUAUCGAACGCGAAAACUCCGAAAUGGACACUGAGAGGGAUCAGCUGUUGCAGGAUGACCGCGAGGUCGAGGGCGAGGGCCAGUCUAGUGGACUAUCUACACCAGAUGAAAUGCAGGAAGGAGUCCGGAAGAUUGAAGCUAUUAAUCUGACCUGGACAGCCAAGUCCCUAAUGGUGGCCUACGUCAGUAUAUUCCUCAUGGCAUUCUGCACGUCACUAGAAGGCCAAACCGUCAUGUCGCUGUCUGCAUAUGCGACAAGUGCAUUCAGUAAGCACUCGUUGAUCUCGACUGUUCUGGUGAUCCAAAAUGUGGUCAAUGCUGUCAUCAAACCCCCGAUGGCUAAGAUAGCUGAUGUAUUCGGUCGCUUCGAGGCCUUCUGUCUGAGUAUCCUUAUAUACACCCUCGGCUACAUCCAAAUGGCCGCUUCUACCAACGUGCAAACCUACGCCUCUGCACAGAUCUUCUACUCCGCUGGAUCCACAGGAUUGCAAAUCCUCCAACAGGUUUUCAUUGCCGACAGCAGUGACUUACUGAACCGCGCUUUCCUCGCGCUUCUGCCCGAAUUCCCAUUCUUAGUUACGGUCUGGCUUGGUCCAACAAUUGCGGGUGCAGUGCUGAGUACUACCUCAUGGAGAUGGGGUUACGGAAUGUGGGCUAUCAUCUUGCCGGCAUCCUUCCUCCCACUUGCCCUCACACUGCUCUUCAACCAACGAAAGGCGCGGAGAUUGAACCUGAUCAAAAAGCGAUCUAGAGGACGGGGAGACAUUGUUAGCAUCCUGCGCCGGACCUGGUACGAUCUGGAUGUGGGCGGGCUGGCUCUCCUGUCUGCUGCCGUCACACUCAUUCUGGUGCCUCUAACUCUUGCGUCCACUGCCAAGAACGGGUGGAAAAAUGUUAGUAUCCUGGUCAUGAUCGCGCUUGGUGUCGUGUGUCUCUGUCUGCUACCGUUUUGGGAGUCUUCUCAAAGAUUGGCUCCCAAGCCCUUGCUCUCUCUGCAUCUCCUCAAGCAGAGAACUGCUCUUGCGGGAUGCGCCUUAGCAUUCUGGUAUUUCAUGGCCUUUUACUUUUCCGUUCAGCCUUAUCUAUAUUCCUAUCUCCAGGUCGUACAAGGGUAUGAUGUCGCCACUGCGGGACGCGUCACCCAGACCUUUGCUUUCACCUCAACCAUCUCUGCCUUUAGCGUAUCACUUCUUAUCAAGUAUACCCGACGAUACCGUAUCUAUAUUACCAUCGGAUGUGUGGUCUACAUGACCGGUCUAGCCCUGAUGCUCCUAUGCCGAGGAGAAGGGGCUUCCCACUUCCAAGUUCUGGGCACGCAAGUCAUAGUUGGCAUCGGUGGUGGCCUGGUCAAUGUGCCCGUCCAGCUAGGCGUCCAAGCAUCUGCCAGCCACCAGGAAGUGGCAGCAGCCACUGCAAUGUUCCUGACUUCUAUGGAGAUGGGCGGUGCUGUCGGUGCCGCUAUCUCAGGGGCCGUUUGGUCUUCUGCUAUCCCACACAAGCUCCUCCAAUACCUCCCCGAGGAAAGCAAGGGCCAAGCCGCCGAUAUCUUCGGCAAGCUCACCACUGCGCUGUCCUACCCGAUGGGAUCCCCAACUCGUAUUGCCAUCAACCGUGCGUACCAGGAGACCAUGGAUCGGCUGUUGACGCUGGCAGUCAUCGCCACUCUUCCCCUCAUCCCGCUGAGUCUCCUCAUGGUGAACUACAAACUUGACAAGAUGGGUUACGGUAAUUCCGAGCCUCGGGGCGACCCAAUUCUUGAGGCAGAGUCCAGCUCUGACGACCGACACUCCAAACGAACCUAA
Penicillium paradoxum is the source of this 1842-nucleotide messenger RNA. It is a transcript of the gene mirC, whose product is annotated as siderochrome-iron transporter MirC. The record is from RefSeq and is a predicted model, not a curated record. The transcript is spliced from 5 exons. Lineage: Eukaryota; Fungi; Ascomycota; Eurotiomycetes; Eurotiales; Aspergillaceae. Gene Ontology annotation, biological process: siderophore transmembrane transport. Bases 1 to 1842 code for a protein of 613 amino acids. Gene Ontology annotation, molecular function: siderophore-iron transmembrane transporter activity.